CUCUCACCGCAGCAGCGUCUCCCGGUUCCUCUAAAUCUCUCCCAUCCGCUAUUUUGAUGCUGGAGAUUCUCUGAUCGUCUAAAACGGAUGACAGCUCUUUAUUAAACUAACAAAUGCGACAGAAGUGAGCGAACUUGUGUAUAUUAAGGAUCAAAGCGGUCGCGGAAGGCGCAAACAUGUCGGCGAGCGCUGUUUAUGUGCUGGAUCUGAAGGGGAAGGUGCUGAUAUGCCGUAAUUACCGCGGUGAUGUGGACAUGUCCGAGAUCGAGCAUUUCAUGUCCCUGCUGAUGGAUAAAGAGGAGGAGGGGAUGCUGUCGCCCAUCCUGGCUCACGGGGGAGUUCGCUUCAUGUGGAUCAAGCACAAUAACCUGUACCUUGUUGCAACCUCCAAGAAGAAUGCUUGUGUCUCCCUGGUUUUCUCCUUCCUCUACAAAAUUGUUCAGGUUUUCUCUGAAUACUUUAAGGAGCUGGAGGAGGAGAGCAUCAGAGAUAACUUUGUCAUAAUCUACGAGCUGCUGGAUGAACUCAUGGACUUUGGAUACCCGCAAACCACUGACAGCAAGAUCCUCCAGGAAUACAUCACGCAGGAAGGUCACAAGCUGGACACGGGCGCUCCUCGGCCCCCUGCUACGGUCACCAACGCCGUCUCCUGGAGGUCAGAGGGCAUCAAGUACAGGAAGAACGAGGUUUUCCUGGACGUCAUCGAGUCUGUCAACCUCCUGGUCAGCGCGAACGGAAACGUCCUCUGCAGCGAGAUCGUGGGCUCCAUUAAGAUGAGAGUGUUCCUCUCAGGGAUGCCCGAGCUGCGUUUGGGUCUGAAUGACAAGGUUCUGUUCGAGAACACCGGCCGUGGGAAGAGUAAGUCCGUGGAGCUGGAGGAUGUGAAGUUUCAUCAGUGUGUGCGUCUGUCUCGAUUCGAGAAUGAUCGCACGAUCUCCUUCAUCCCUCCGGACGGAGAGUUUGAGCUGAUGUCCUACCGCCUCAACACUCACGUGAAGCCUCUGAUCUGGAUCGAGUCUGUGAUUGAGAAGCAUUCACACAGCAGAAUCGAGUACAUGAUCAAGGCCAAGUCUCAGUUUAAGCGACGCUCCACUGCCAACAACGUGGAGAUCCACAUCCCAGUCCCGACGGACGCCGACACGCCCAAGUUUAAGACCACGGUGGGCAGCGUCAAGUGGGUGCCGGAGAACAGCGAGAUCGUUUGGUCCAUCAAAUCUUUCCCGGGAGGGAAGGAGUACCUGAUGAGGGCUCAUUUCGGGCUGCCCAGCGUUGAGGCGGAGGACAAGGAGGGAAAGCCACCAAUCAGUGUCAAGUUUGAGAUUCCUUAUUUCACCACCUCUGGAAUACAGGUGCGUUACCUGAAGAUCAUCGAGAAGAGCGGCUAUCAGGCCCUGCCCUGGGUGCGAUACAUCACCCAGAACGGAGACUAUCAGCUGCGGACUCAGUGAACAUGAAGAAUUAGCCUGGAGGAUCAUGGUAAACCGGAAUCAAGUUCCUUUACACUUGAUGAAAACGCAGCGCAGUCCUCGUCCAAGGGUAUCACGUCACAUUUCAACGGAGGAAGUGUUCAUACGCGUCACAUUUCAGAUGUUUUCAUACUGUAAACACGUCAUGUUUGUGGUUAUUUAUCAGAUGAAUUCAACAAUGUCGUGAGGUCACAGCGAAAGUAUGUUGCAUAUUACAGUGUUUGUUACAUUUCAAUCAAAAGUCAAAAGAUCUUAUGAUAUUUUGAAGCGUUUGUAUUUCUAGGUCAUCAUUUUGUUCAGGGACGUCCUCAGAUAUUGUUUAUUAAUAUUCAGUAUUUUUAGUUUUUUAUGUCAUUCCUGCACACUGACUCAUUCGUUUGUAUUUUAUUUUCGAGUUUAUUUAUAGUCUGUCCAGUGAUUGAGUAUUUUGGGCUGCUCUGGGAUCUGUUCACAGUCCCUCAUGAGUUUACACCACUGACUCGAGUGAAACCGUUCAACACACAACUGAAAACUAAAGUCAACCGUGGUGCCAAUUUAAAAAAAAGAGGAGAUUAAAUCAUAAUUGUUAGUUUUUUGUAUUAGUUUGUCGAUUUGUCUCAUUUCAAUUGCCUUCAAAGGACAGAAUGUGAAGGUUACCAUGUUUACUAUGGUACAGCAUGCAGUGGAGCUGAAAUGUGACGUAAUUGCAUUCCUCUUGAAAUGUUCCUGUAUCUCACUUAAUUCAUCUCUUUGUGCACGUCAGACAUCAAUAAAGUACCCGUUUAGAAAAUA
Messenger RNA from Carassius auratus (goldfish), 2237 nucleotides. Its product is annotated as AP-1 complex subunit mu-1-like. The transcript has 13 exons. The record is from RefSeq and is a predicted model, not a curated record. Gene Ontology annotation, cellular component: clathrin adaptor complex. Bases 177 to 1448 code for a protein of 423 amino acids. Gene Ontology annotation, biological process: vesicle-mediated transport; intracellular protein transport. Lineage: Eukaryota; Metazoa; Chordata; Actinopteri; Cypriniformes; Cyprinidae.